Molecule: messenger RNA, 849 nt
Organism: Cervus elaphus (red deer)
Lineage: Eukaryota; Metazoa; Chordata; Mammalia; Artiodactyla; Cervidae
Product: proline-rich protein HaeIII subfamily 1-like
Exons: 6
Coding region: 1-849 (282 amino acids)
Source: RefSeq, a predicted model, not a curated record
AUGACGUACAGACCCAUGUCUCCCAGAGCAAUGUACCCUCCUGAAGACACAGAAGUGGAGCCCAGGCCUCUGAUCUCAGGGCCUCCAAGUUCCGCCUGGCACGGCCUGGCACAGUCCCCACACACAUCCAGUGCUCGGGCCUGUGGGCCUGGCCUCCGGAGCCCCCAAGGCCUGGCUCAGGAGGCCCCUUCUGGCCUCUCAGUGGAGUCCUACCAGGGUGCCAGCGCAGCAGGGCCAGGAGACUGGGGCUCCCGGUGCAGGAUGGACGGGCCGUUCCCGCCGCAGAGGCAGCAGGGGAGCCUCUCGCUGCCCAGGGCACCCCCGCCCCCCUUCCUGGGGCCAAGGCUGGGCUCUCUGGAGUUUCCCAGGCCGCUCUCCCCGCCUCCAGGGCUCACAGUCCUGGGAAGUCCCGGGCGAGCCAGGCGCUUUGAAGUGGAGCCCCCGCCAGGCCCACGGGGCUCCCCACCUCCGCCUCAAAGGCCGGAGACGCAGCCAUUCGGGGUGGUGGGCCUGCGGGGCUGGCUGCGCUCAGGUGCGGAAGCUCGAGGCUCCGCUGGUUUAGCUCCUGCAGGAGGAGUAACAUCGAGUCCCGGGGGCCCUGGGGAGGCCAGGCGCGUGCAGCCCCCACCCCCGCGCCCUAGCUUCCAGUUCCGGGGGGCGCGUCACUGUCACGGCGCCUGGGUGCGGGGGCUCCGGAGGCGCUGGGAGGCGCUGGGCCUGCGCCGCUCCUCGCCCGAGACCAGACCCGAGACCAGCAGGGACACAGCCCGGCUCACCCAGAAGCCUCGCGCCCCACCCCGGGAGAGCCAGCCUCUCUCUUUCCUGCACCUUCUGCAGCACUGCUUUUAA